ACAAACACACACAGAUCCAGCAACGACAAGACGUGACAUUUCCAACACCCUACGUAUCGAACGUGAGGAUCUGACGCAGGCUCUCUCUCCUGCCUGCCGGACUCCGCCGUCUCUCCUUUACUCCGCCACUAACACUAGCUCCUUCACCCUUGGUCGAGGCUACGGCUGUGCACCGAUUGUAAAGCAACGCGGUCAGCAGGGGUCAUGAGGGCAUCGGAGGCCCCGGUUGCCGUUCAGAGCAGCUGAAGCAGACAUGGCCAGAGAAGUCCCUCAAAUGGCACCGGCAGGCUCAGCCUCAUCGACCUCACCAGCCGCAUACUCCUUCGCCGCAACCACCACUGGCUACGCAACAAGUUCUCUGUAUUCGCCAGCCUCUCCCAGUAAGACUUUGCAAUGAGAAUGUCCGACACGGUCGACACUGAAACGAUGAAGGUUUCCGAAGCCGCCGACGCAGUGCCGAUGGUGAAAGACAACGCCGCCAACUCUGAGGCCGCCGACCAGAGCCAGAGCGGCAGAGAAGAACACGGCAGCAACGAUAAGAGCGACGCACAGUCCAACACCAGGCUAAAGCUCGUGCGGAGCCUGGCGGUGUGCGAAGAGUCCUUUCCUUGCCCUAUCCCUGAGCCUUCAGCAGCACCUCAGGAUGGAUUCCUCCUCCAGCCCUCUGAAAAGGAAGAGCGAGCCGCGCAGGACCAAGCGGAGAAAGAGGACGGCUGCGACAAGGCGGACAAGCCCGAGAAAACAAAGAGGAAGAUGCUGUCAAGAGAUUCCAGUCAAGACUACACCGAUUCCACUGGGAUAGAUCUCCACGAGUUCCUGGUCAACACGCUGAAGGGCAACCCCAGGGAUCGAAUCAUGCUACUGAAGUUGGAACAGGACAUCUUGGACUUCAUCAGCAAUAAUGAAAGCCAUAAGAGAAAGUUCCCGCCCAUGACGUCCUAUCACAGGAUGCUGCUGCACCGAGUGGCCGCCUACUUUGGCAUGGACCACAACGUGGACCCCAGUGGGAAGUCAGUGGUGAUCAACAAGACCACCAACACUAGAAUACCCGAUCAGAAAUUCUCAGAGCACAUUAAGGAUGACAGGACGGACGAUUUUCAGAAACGCUACAUUCUUAAACGAGACAACUCCAGCUUUGAUCGCGACGACAGCACGAUUCGAAUGCGUUUGAAAGCUGACAAGAGGAGCAAAUCGAUGGAGGAGAGGGAGGAGGAGUACCAGCGAGUCAGAGAAAGGAUAUUCGCACAUGAUGGAGAUCACUUCAUACUAGAUAGGAGCGCUCAGGAUGAAGGCGCAUGCAUGAGCACCCAACAGAGGCGGCAAAUGUUCAGGUUACGGGCCGGCCGGUCGGGCGCCAGCCGGCAGAGCAGCUCCGAGACGGAGACGCUGCCGCGGCACGGUGAGCCGCGGCCGUGGAGCAGCACCGACAGCUCGGACAGCUCCAACCGGCUCGCCCCGCGGCCCGCCAUCACCAAGGCCAGCAGCUUCAGCGGCAUCUCCCCCUGCCUCGUGCGGGGGGACAGCACGGCCAGCAGCAAGAGCACCGGGAGGCUCUCCAAGACAGGCUCAGAAUCGUGCAGCAGCGUCGGCUCCUCGUCCAGCUCGCUGUCCCGACCCCAGCUCCCCCUCGCGGUCUCGGUGCCGUCCUGGUCCAGCAUCCCCAGCGCACCUCUGAUCCACCCGGCCGCCGACACCAGGGGCUCCGGGCACCCCGAGAUGAUCAAGAGCGUCCCUCCGCAGCCCCCGCCGGCCGCGGACGCAACCAGCUAUUACGUGUUGCCGCUGGAGGCCUCAGGGAUCCCGCCCGGCAGCGUUCUGGUCAACCCGCACACAGGCAAGCCUUUCAUCCACCCCGAUGGCAGCGCCGUAGUUUAUAACCCGGUCACUGGCCGGAACCCACAGCAGGUCAAAACCCUGCAGCAGCUAAUCCCCGCCCCGACGCAGCAGCAGCCGACCAACCACCUCCACUCCCAGCCCGACGCCCUCAGCGCCCAGUUCAGUCACAUGACUCUGGCGCAGCAGCAGCAGCAGCCGCCCAGCGGCGGCGGGGCCUCAGCGGCGGACGCUCGCCACUAUUCCGCCGUGUACCACCAUCACCACCACCACGCCUCCCCAAUGAUGCUGCAGGGAGGUCCGCAGCAGCAGCAGCAGCAUCAGCAGCAGGUUGCAAGCUACAUGGUGGCGGGGCCAUCGGGGGUACACCCGGGGUUGCUGCAGGGUCAGCCCGUCUCGCUCCCGACCCAGGGCCCCAACCACGCAUAUCCCAGCUCCACGCCGGGCCCCGCUGCUUUCCCGGGGUCUUCGCUGAACCAGCAGCUGCUCCACCAGCACGCCUACAUCCAACAGCCGGUCCAGCAGAUGUCGGCGUGCUACUGCUCGUCGGUCCACCACCCGCACUGCUCCGGCCAGCAGCAGCACUACCGGCCCCCCGUCAACCCGCUGCCCUACAACUGCCCUCAGAGCCAAAACCUGCCCCAGCAACAAGUGCACCAAGCCAUGAUGCCCAACCCGGCGUCCAGCUACCAGGCCAUAGUGGGAAUGCAGCCAACAUCCAGCCUGGCUCUCACCGGCAACCAGCAAAGCAAUAUGGGCAACCAGAUUCAGGGCAUGAUGGUCCAGUACCCUCCAAUGCAGUCUUAUCAGCUUUCUGUGCCACAGCAGCCCUACCAGCAGCCAGUGUUUGUGUCCUGUCAGCCGGGGCAGGGGGCGGUGGCCGUGGCUGGCAUGCAGCCCUGCUACAGCCUGCUCCCCCCGAACCAGCACACCACCAUGAGUUCCACGGUGAGUUUCCUGCCCGCCCAGAUGAUGGAGCAGCUCCAGUUUUCUCAGACCUCGUCCCCCUGUGUCUCCCAGCAGCACCCAGGCCAGCAGUAUGCAGGGUUGUUACCCUCGGGCCCCGGCGGCGGCAUGGUGAUGCUGCAAAUGACGGCGCCCUCCUGCCAGCAGCCCCGGGCCCCCUCCCCCUGCCAGCGGAAACAGCCCGGCCACAAACACCCGGGCCCCGAGCACCAGCGCGGACGCAGGCUCGCUGAGCUCCCCGCGCCUGCAGACAGCGCCCAGAGCAGCCUGCCAUUGUCCCCGGCGCUCACUCCCUCGGCAGGCCAGCCGCCCAGCUUCAAGGGCCUCCCGUCAGGCAUCUCGUCCAUCCCUGUCAUGGCCCGCCACCCGCACCACCUGCACCACCACCCGCCGCUCCCUACAGCCUUCUGCCACAGUGGACAAGGUGAAGCACACUACUCUCUACUGGGCAAACCUUUGCAGUUCAAACCCUCCAUCCGACCUCCGCUGAUCCACACUGCCCACAUGGUGGCCACACACCAGGGUCCACUGGGGGUUUGGCGUAGCGCUCACGGGAGAAAGGCCAGCAGAAAACCUCUGUCUUCAGAUCUCAGUGUAGGUGAAGCAGUGAGCAGUCAGAUCCUGGAAGUGACGGACCCUCUGGAGGGGAUCGGCUGUACAGACUCCCACCACCUCCUGGCAGAGCUCUGCAGAGAGGGCGAAUUGAUCCAGCGGCUGUCGGACCAUCAGCCCCGGCUGCGCAGCGUGGCCAGAGACUCUCCCGGCGGACGCCUGGCCUCGUCAUACUCCAUCUUUGCCAUGCUACCCCCCAGAUACGCCGCCCCGAGCACCGCGCUCCACCGCGGCGUCCCCCGGGCCACCUUCAAACUCCGAACUAGCGCCAGACACACCGGGGAGCUGUGUGGCCCGGACGGGGCCGGCUCAUAGCUGCUAUAAACAUCUCGGGGUGUCUAAGGAGCGCCACACGGACGCACAUCCAACCACCUGCCUCUGCUGCCUCAGUCUGGACCGUUUCGGUUCAAGUCCCAGACUCUGUCCAAAUAAAAACAAAAAGAAACAAAAAAUAUAAUUUGCAAAUGUAUAAUUUUUUGUUUUUGUUCAUUUGAUCUUGCUGGCCAACAGCCAGCGGCAGCUGAGCUGGCCCCUUUCUCUAUUAAAAUAAAUAAAUAAUGUAGUUUGCUAUUCAAAAGUGAAAGUGUUUGGAGAGCGAGAUUCCACUGUGGCUCUUUCGAUAGCAGGUGUACGAGUGUGACGGCACCACAUCGAGCUAAACGUACACACAACCUACUAGUUUCAGGUUUUUGUGCCCACUUAAGAAGACGUGAAAAUGAGGCUCCGUACCAUAUCGAACUGAGCAUUCAUAUCCAAGUGGUUAUUUUUAUUUUAUUUAACAUUCAUCAAUAAUUCCACCAUGCGUGUCCUAGCCACUGACUCGUGACACUGAGCGGCAUUUAUCUCCCGACUCCAGACAAUAACACGCAGCGGCACUUGUACAAUGUUGAGCCCAAACAAUAAUAAACACUGAAUAAUAGAUAUACUA
Messenger RNA from Cyclopterus lumpus (lumpfish), 4339 nucleotides. Its product is annotated as R3H domain-containing protein 1-like. Bases 394 to 3726 code for a protein of 1110 amino acids. NCBI's taxonomy places the organism in Eukaryota, Metazoa, Chordata, Actinopteri, Perciformes, Cyclopteridae. Gene Ontology annotation, molecular function: nucleic acid binding. The record is from RefSeq and is a predicted model, not a curated record. The transcript has 25 exons.